CCGUGCCGCGGCGGGAUGUGGGCGGCGGCGCGGGGCCUGGCGCGGGCCGCGCUGCGGGCGCCCGGUGCCGCCGGCGCUCGGACGCUGAGGCCUGAGGCGUGGCCGUUCCGCCCGGCGGCUGGUGCGGGCCCGGCGGCGCCGCAGGCCCGGCAGACGGGGAGCUCCGCCGCGGAGACGCGCCCUACUGUCAGACCAAAAAAUGAAGUAGAACAGAAGCAGCUAUGUGCUUUUGGGGAGUAUGUGGCUGAGAUCAUGCCCAAGUACAUCCAGCAAGUGCAGGUGACAUGUUUCAACGAGCUGGAGCUGUUGAUCCACCCGGAUGGGAUCAUUCCUGUCCUGACCUUCCUGCGGGAUCACACCAACGCCCAGUUCAAGUCCCUGGCUGACCUGACGGCUGUGGAUGUCCCGACUCGGCAGUUCCGCUUUGAGAUCGUGUACAACCUCCUGUCGCUGCGGUUCAACAGCCGGAUCCGUGUGAAGACCUACACGGACGAGCUGACGCCGCUGGACUCGGCCGUGUCUGUGCACAAGGCAGCAAACUGGUAUGAAAGGGAGGUUUGGGACAUGUAUGGUGUUUUCUUUGCCAACCACCCCGAUCUAAGGCGAAUCCUCACAGACUAUGGGUUUGAGGGCCACCCUUUCCGCAAGGACUUUCCACUCUCUGGUUAUGUGGAGGUGCGGUAUGACGAUGAAGUCAAGCGGGUGGUGGCAGAGCCUGUGGAGCUCUCGCAGGAGUUUCGCAAGUUUGACCUCAACAGCCCCUGGGAGGCAUUUCCUGCCUAUCGUGCAGCUCCAGAACCCCUGAAAAUAGAAGCAGGAGCCAAGAAGGAAGAUGCAAAAUAGCAGAGGAAUGGAGUGGGUGGGUGGCACUGGCCUGUCUGUUCUAACACAGUAUUUAUGGUAAUAAAAGUCAAUCCGAGA
Colius striatus (speckled mousebird) is the source of this 921-nucleotide messenger RNA. It is a transcript of the gene NDUFS3, whose product is annotated as NADH:ubiquinone oxidoreductase core subunit S3. Gene Ontology annotation, molecular function: NADH dehydrogenase (ubiquinone) activity. Bases 16 to 843 code for a protein of 275 amino acids. The transcript is spliced from 6 exons. Lineage: Eukaryota; Metazoa; Chordata; Aves; Coliiformes; Coliidae. The record is from RefSeq and is a predicted model, not a curated record.